This is a messenger RNA of Folsomia candida, 994 nucleotides long. RefSeq names its product trafficking protein particle complex subunit 5 (gene Trs31). The coding region runs from base 224 to 877 and encodes 217 amino acids. NCBI's taxonomy places the organism in Eukaryota, Metazoa, Arthropoda, Collembola, Entomobryomorpha, Isotomidae. The record is from RefSeq and is a predicted model, not a curated record. Gene Ontology annotation, cellular component: TRAPPI protein complex; TRAPPII protein complex; TRAPPIII protein complex. Gene Ontology annotation, biological process: endoplasmic reticulum to Golgi vesicle-mediated transport. The transcript has 5 exons.
UCGAUUCCACUCGCGAAUUAUGUCAGUCGAAUAAAAUCAACAGAAGAUAAAUGCAAAAUUAAUGUUAUUUGCUGAUUUUAAAAGAAACCAUCUGUUUCAGGAAAGAAAAUAAUAAUUUUUGAUUAAUUGUUGUGAAAGUGAUUAGUUCUGUUAGGGAAUAAUAAGAUACGGAAUCCUUACUCACACUUCCCACCCCCAUCUCUUACGGUAGUUUGUAUUUUAGAUGCAGAGUCAGGCAGAGAAUGGUGGCGGUGGGGCGUCGACGGGUCCGGCAGGGGGUGACCCCUACGCGCUCCUGGGGUCCAUGAUCAUGCUGACCCAGUCGAAGGCCAAGACGAGCAUACUGGACAAGUCGCUGAGCAAGGGGAAGACCGACAUGCACCUCAGCGGAUUCGCCCUCCUCUUCUCCGAAAUCGUCCAGUACUGCCAAAACAGGAGCAACAGCGUUUCAGAACUGCAUUCAAAGCUGUCCGACAUGGGGAAACAAGUUGGAAUCAAAGUUAUUGAUCUUAUUGUCCUCCGGGAGAAAAAUUAUAAACGGGAAAUCAAGCUCUUAAACAUGUUGCUGUUUAUAAGAUCUACAGUCUGGAAGACGCUGUUUGGGAAAGAAGCAGACAAACUAGAACAUUCAACAGAUGACAACAGACAAUAUUAUAUUUUGGAAAAGGAACCUCUAGUAAAUAGAUUUAUAUCUGUUCCUAAAGACAAAGGGAAUCUGAACUGUGCGGCGUUCAAUGCUGGAAUUGUUGAAGGUGUUUUGGAAACUUCGGGAUUUCCAGCUAAAGUCAUUGCACAGUGGCAUAAAGGAAUUACUUACUACGUUAUUGAAUUUGAUGAGUCUGUCAUUACCAGAGAUAAACAACUCGAUGAACGCUAAACAUCUUAUGAAACUUAUGCAAUGUUUUAAUUUUAUAAAAUUGUUUUUUUUUCUGGAUGAAUAUUUAAGAAUAAAUUAAGCACUAUUGGUCAGUCCAAUUUAGUCUGUCAAUAUUAA